AUGGGGUUUAGGGUUUUGCUUGCAUUUUCGGUUCUGAGCUCUUGCUUAAUGGUUAAUGUUUUUGGUGAUGGUGUUGAUGACAAUGUCAGCUGGACACAGGCGCCACACCACGCGCCGUCAUACCAACCGGUGGCAGCUCCUGCACCGCAUCACCACCACCACCACCACCACCAUCACAAGCUUGCUUCUCCUCCCAUGUCUCACACGCCGACCAAGGCUCCUGUUCAUCCCCCGGUUCAGCCACCCACUAAGCCACCUGUUCAGCAACCCAGUAGCUCACCGGCUCCGGUCCAUCCACCGGUUCCGGCGAGGAAGUUGGUGGCGGUUCAGGGCGUUGUUUACUGCAAGGCUUGCAAGUACAAGGGGGUUGAUACACUCUUGGGUGCCACUCCUCUUCAGGGAGCUGAGGUGCUGUUAACAUGCAACAACACAAAGUACCCAUUGAGGGUCAAAGGUACAAGUGAUAAGAACGGGUAUUUCUUCAUCAAGCCACCAAAGACUUUGACCACUUAUGGGUCCCACAGGUGCAAGGCGAGGCUGCUGACGUCACCCAUGGCUACGUGCAACGAGCCCACGGAUCUUCAUGGUGGGGUGAAGGGGUCCAUGUUGGUCCCUAACAAGAAGCCACCAUUGUCGAACCCAGAUGCUCACCCACUUCCUUAUGAUGUCUUCACUGUGGGUCCCUUUGCAUUUGAAGCUUCUUCAAAAACUCCAUGCCCACAUGAAAGUAUGGAGGACUGAAAUGGGUAAUAAGGAUUAAUUGAGCGGUGGUAUUUGAACUCUUAUGAUGUGGUUCAAAUCCUACUUAGGUUAUUGAGAUGUAAUGUGUCGUUUGAUUUCUAUUUAAAAAUGAAGAUGUUUGAGGGGUGUUAUUGUAAUUUAUGGAUGUGAAGGGGGUGCCUUUAUUAAUGGAUUAGAAAAUAAAUC
Messenger RNA from Cynara cardunculus var. scolymus (artichoke), 927 nucleotides. RefSeq names its product non-classical arabinogalactan protein 31-like. Lineage: Eukaryota; Viridiplantae; Streptophyta; Magnoliopsida; Asterales; Asteraceae. Bases 1 to 741 code for a protein of 246 amino acids. The transcript is spliced from 2 exons. The record is from RefSeq and is a predicted model, not a curated record.